Oreochromis niloticus (Nile tilapia) is the source of this 1890-nucleotide messenger RNA. RefSeq names its product zinc finger MYM-type protein 1-like. The transcript is spliced from 3 exons. The record is from RefSeq and is a predicted model, not a curated record. Gene Ontology annotation, molecular function: protein dimerization activity. The coding region runs from base 1 to 1563 and encodes 520 amino acids. Lineage: Eukaryota; Metazoa; Chordata; Actinopteri; Cichliformes; Cichlidae.
AUGGCAUCAAUUGAUCACGACUUGAGGCAACACCUUGAAAAUGCUACUGUAUUUAAAGGCACCUCGAAAACAGUCCAGAACGAGAUCCUGGAUUGCAUGUUGGCAGUUCUGAGAGAAAGGAUCGUGGAAGAAGUAAAGGCAGCGAAGUUUUUAGCCAUUCAAGCUGAUGAAACCACUGACAUUUCUACACACUGUCAGUUAGUCAUGGUGCUAAGAUACAUUGACCAACGAAACCGUAUUCAAGAGCGUUUUUUUGAAUUCAUCAAGCUACCCAAUGCUUGUGCAGAUGCAGUAGCCAGUGCCUUAUCGGAGAGGCUGCGCUUCAUCCUCCCCCAGGGACAAGAGAGAAAGUUGAUCGCCCAGGCCUACGAUGGGGCCGCUGUAAUGAGGGGUACCACUGGAGGAGUGCAGCGUAAGAUACAGGACAUUUAUGCUAACGCUCACUACGUACAUUGUUAUGCCCAUCAGUUAAACCUGGUAAUGCAACAAGCAACCUCCCACAUCCCUCAAAUCAGUCACUUUUUUUCCGACAUAGCAGGAUUCGCUUCUUUUUUUACUAAAUCGAGCAAGAGGACUGCAGUGCUUGACGAGGUGGUGGCGCACCGACUUCCAAGUGCAUCGGCAACCCGUUGGAACUUCAACAGUCGUGCUGUGAAUACAGUGUAUGAACAUAAAGACGAUCUGGUGAGGUGUUUUCAGACCAUCCGUAACAGUGAAGGAUUUGAUGCCCCUACAAAGAGAGAUGCCGGUGGUUUCGUGAGAAUGCUGGAAGACGAAGCUUUCUGUUUUUUCCUGGCCUUGUUUCACAAGAUAAUGCCACAUGUAGACAUGCUGUAUAACCACCUACAGAAGAGAAACAUCGAUUCUGUCACCAUCGCAGGGAUCACCCAGACAUUCAUCAGCCGCAUGCAGGCUAUCAGGGAGGCACUUCCUAAUCUGGUUGUGGAUGAGGAGUACAGGGGACCUGUUCAAGACCCACCCACAAAGAGACAGAGAACAUUGGGGGAAGACAGGCAACACCAUUUGGCACUGGAGGUGUGCGACACCAUUAUGAGCCAUGCCAAGGAGAGGUUUUCUUUCACCAAGCACCUUGUCAGCGCCACUCUGUUGCAAGGAGACUUGUUCCAACAACACAGCAAAAAUUUUCCAGAUGCAGCACUACAAACCACAGUGGAAGCCUAUCCCUCAUUGGACAAAGCCAGACUUAAAACAGAACUGUCCCUGAUCUACGACAACGAGGAGUUUCAGAGUUGUAGUGGUGCGCUGGCGCUCUAUCAGGUUCUGAUGGAAAACAACCUUCAAGACACAUUCACCGAAACUGUAAGUCUUCUUAACAUCCUCAUCACCACACCAAUGACAACAUCAGAAUCGGAGAGGUGUUUCUCUACUUUAAAGAGGAUAAAAACUUUCCUGAGAAACAAUAUGGCUCAGGAUCGGCUCAACGCUCUGGCUAUGCUGUCCAUAGAGAAAAAACUCACACAAGAACUUCCUGAUUUCAACACCAGGGUCAUCGAGAAAUUUGCCACUCAGAAAGACAGACGAGCAAAGUUCUUGUACAAAUAAGAACCCUUAACCAUAUUUACUCUCUUUCUCCAUCCCUCUCUCUUUCUCUCUUUAGCCCACCCCCCCAAUCAGUUUACAGUUGUUGUUUUCAAUAGUUAUUUUUCAUUCAUUCAAAAAAAAAAAAAAUCUGUUCAUGUUCAUUUUUACAAAUCUAUACAAAUGGCCAGAAUAUGGUUGUUCAUUUUUACAAAUCUAUACAAAUGGCCAGAAUAUGGUUGUUCAUUUUAAAUUUAAAUUAAAAUUGUGUUGUUUGAUGUACUCAUUAAAUGGGUCAUUUUAGUCGAUAUCAUAAAAAUUGCCCCCCCUGAGAUUUUUUUCAGGAGCCGC